Chelonus insularis is the source of this 1480-nucleotide messenger RNA. RefSeq names its product tRNA 2'-phosphotransferase (gene Tpt). The transcript has 2 exons. NCBI's taxonomy places the organism in Eukaryota, Metazoa, Arthropoda, Insecta, Hymenoptera, Braconidae. Gene Ontology annotation, biological process: tRNA splicing, via endonucleolytic cleavage and ligation. Gene Ontology annotation, molecular function: tRNA 2'-phosphotransferase activity. Bases 841 to 1443 code for a protein of 200 amino acids. The record is from RefSeq and is a predicted model, not a curated record.
CACUCGAUUAUUUAUCUGUGUAGCUUAGUAAAUAAUUUACAUAAUUAAUUUCAUACAAAAGAAAUUUAUUAAUAUUAUUUACAAUUUAAUCUAUAGUUUAUUGCUUUGUUCUUCAUAUUCUUUUUUUAAAUGUUUUGUCAAUUCUUGUUGUUGUUGUAAAAUAUAAAUAUUUUCUGCUUUUCUUCGUUCCUGUCUUUCGAUAUCUCGAAUGACACCAAGGUGAACUUGCUCUCUAUAAAAAUGAUUUCCAGAUUAUUUCAUUUCUAACCUCUGAAAACAAAUUUUUUGUAUUUACCGAUCAUAAAAUUGUUUGAUGUGCACAUAAGAUAUAAUACCAAUAGAAGUAAUAAUUGAACCAAUUAAAACUGUUUUAGAAACACGUGACAUAAUAUAUUUUUAAAGUAAACUCAAAUUUUGAUUUACGUAUAUGAACUUUGUGUAUCACAUGAAGCGUAGUUUCAUUCGUAAGAAGCUAACUUCACGAUUUAUUAUUAGCGAUUUAUACAUUAUCAGUGUAUACACUAACGCAUAUUGUUUUAUGUAUCGACAAACAUAGAAAUGAAUUAAUUUAAUUAGUAUUAAAUUGUUUAUUGUUUUCAAUUAUAUCAGUGGAUAGGUGUUUAAUGAGUGAACUUUAAAUACUUAUAUUUUUAUCUUCAAUAAUUAUCAAAUAUCUGUGUAAUCUCAAUUUAAAUUAUUACGUAUAAAUUUUACUGCGUAUGGUGACUAUGUUUAUGGAAUUAAAUUAAUUAAUAUCUUCAAAGAACAAAGACACUAUAGAAGAACUAUCACGUUUUUAGACAGAGGAAAAUUUUUUACGAUACAUAUAUAUGAAUCCUUAUGAAUAACACUGGAGAACAGAAAAAUUUAACAGACAUUAAGCUCAGCAAAAAACUCGCUUAUUUACUCAGACAUGGGGCAAAAAAUUUCAAUCUUUCUAUAAACGCAGAUGGUUACGUGCCUAUUGCAGAAAUAAUUUCAAUAUUUAAAGAAUUUUCAGAAGAAAAUAUUGAAAGAAUCGUCAAAAAGGAUAGUAAAAAAAGAUAUUCUUUGAAAAUCGAAGAAGGAAUUUUAAAAAUAAAAGCAAAUCAAGGACAUUCUAUUGAUACUGUUAACCAGUUGAAUUUGAAACCAAUUGAUAAUCCGAAUUUUUCAAUAAUUCAUGGUACUUAUUUCGAAAAUUGGCAAUCAAUUAAAAAACAAGGAUUGUCUCGUAUGAAAAGAAACCAUAUUCAUUUUGCAAAAGAUUUGAAUACUAAGUGUGGAUUGAGACAAAAUGCACAAGUAUUCAUUUUCAUAAAUUAUAAGAAAGCUACAGAAGAUGGAAUAAAAUUUUUUGAAUCAGAGAAUGGCAUUAUUCUUAGCUCAGGUAAUGCAGAUGGGAUUAUUGAGCCAAAAUAUUUUUCAAAAGUUAUAGCAAAGAAUGGGAAUGAGCUCUUCUAAAAUUGUCAUUCUUCGAAUAUAAUCUGAAAAAAUUGAA